Molecule: messenger RNA, 1224 nt
Organism: Otolemur garnettii (small-eared galago)
Lineage: Eukaryota; Metazoa; Chordata; Mammalia; Primates; Galagidae
Gene: EFNA4
Product: ephrin A4
Exons: 4
Coding region: 79-684 (201 amino acids)
Biological process (GO): ephrin receptor signaling pathway; axon guidance
Cellular component (GO): plasma membrane
Molecular function (GO): ephrin receptor binding
Source: RefSeq, a predicted model, not a curated record
UCACUUUGUACUUCUCCAUCCCGGACUGUGGAGCGGGCCGGGACCAGUAGGGCCAGACCAGACUGGACCCUAGGGGCGAUGCGGCUACUGCCCCUCCUGCAAACUGUCUUCUGGGCCGCGUUUCUCGGCUCCCCUCUGCGCGGGGGCUCCAGCCUUCGCCACGUCGUCUACUGGAACUCCAGUAACCCCAGGCUACUGCAAGGAGAUGCUGUGUUGGAGCUGGGCCUCAAUGAUUACCUAGACAUUUUCUGCCCCCACUAUGAAGGCCCAGGCCCCCCUGAGGGGCCUGAGACAUUUACUUUAUACAUGGUGGACCGGCCAGGCUAUGAGGUCUGCCAGGCAGAGGGGCCAGGUGCCUUCAAGCGCUGGGUGUGCUCCCUGCCCUUCACCCACGUUCAGUUCUCAGAGAAGAUUCAGCGCUUCACACCCUUCUCCCUUGGCUUCGAGUUCCUGCCUGGAGAGACAUACUACUACAUCUCGGUGCCAACUCCAGAGAGUCCUGGCCAGUGCUUGAGGCUCCAGGUGUCUGUCUGCUGCAAGGAGAGCAAGUCUCAGUCAGCCCAUCCUGUUGGGAGCCCUGGAGAGAGUGGUACAUCAGGGUGGCAAGGAGGGGACACUCCCAGCCCCCUCUGUCUCUUGCUGUUGCUGCUGCUCCUGAUUCUGCGUCUCCUGCGAAUUCUGUAAGCCAUGCGGACCCUCCCUACCACCUCAAGGAGCCAGAGUCUUCCCAAGAUCUCCUACAGGAGGAGGGGUCCCUGUCGUCUGCAUUGGGGGUGCCAAUCCAGACAGAUCAGGUAGAGCAUUGAUGGGGGAGGUCAGAAGGUCUGAGGUGAUCCUUGCAAGUGCUUGCCCCUUCAUCACAGGCUAAAGAGGAGCUACAGACAGCCCUGGAAACCCUGGAGCGAAGGCAAGACAAAGAUGGGGGCUUUGUAGGCUGCUUGGAUGGUCUCGUCCCCAGAAAGACUGGGAUUUUGUGGGAUAAAAUCCUUGAGCCAUCUGGGGGCCAAGGCUGAAGACCCAGGGACAGGUAGAUUGCUAGACCUGCCAUCUGUGCCCUGUGGGCCUCUUCCCUGGGACAGCACCUUGCCCUCCCGGGGGGAGUCACUCACUUGUCUUCUAUGAAGACGGACUUGUCAUAAGGUAGAAUUUCAUGCCAAUUUGUAUUUUUGUAAGUGUCUAGACCAAACCUUCAAUAAACCACCCAUCUUUUUAUUACCCUCUCCA